Mercurialis annua (annual mercury) is the source of this 3660-nucleotide messenger RNA. RefSeq names its product methionine S-methyltransferase. Gene Ontology annotation, biological process: biosynthetic process. Gene Ontology annotation, molecular function: methyltransferase activity; pyridoxal phosphate binding. The record is from RefSeq and is a predicted model, not a curated record. The transcript is spliced from 12 exons. The coding region runs from base 102 to 3365 and encodes 1087 amino acids. NCBI's taxonomy places the organism in Eukaryota, Viridiplantae, Streptophyta, Magnoliopsida, Malpighiales, Euphorbiaceae.
UAACCUCACUAUUUUCUCUCAACUAUAAAUACAAUACUGCUACUUCACUUCCACUUCUCUCUCUACUUAACAGAACCUGAAAAUAAAAAAUAAUUAAAAAAAUGGCGGACUCACUAUUAUCGUCGCCGGAGCAAUUCUUGAAACAGUGUGAACAAUCCGGCGAUGCUGCAUACGCUGCGUUUCGGUCAAUACUGGAGCGUUUAGAGGAUCCGGUUACUCGAUCAAAUGCUCGAGUUUUUCUCGCUGAUCUUCAGAAAUACGUCGGCGAUUCCGAUCAAUGUCUUACUAAGUAUCAUUUUCGGAUCCAGGAUAUUUUCUUGGAUCAAUAUCAAGGUUAUCAGGGGAGAAAGAAAUUGACAAUGAUGGUGAUUCCUAGCAUAUUUAUCCCUGAGGACUGGUCCUUCACUUUUUACGAGGGACUGAAUAGGCAUCCUGACUCAAUCUUUAAGGACAAGUCAGUAGCUGAGCUUGGUUGUGGAAAUGGAUGGAUAUCCAUAGCUAUUGGUGAGAAGUGGUUGCCUUCAAAGGUGUAUGGUCUUGAUAUUAAUCCUCGAGCAGUAAAGGUUUCUUGGAUAAACUUAUACUUAAAUGCUUUGGAUGAAAAUGGUCAGCCCAUAUAUGAUACGGAGAAGAAAACUUUGCUGGACAGGGUAGAGUUUCAUGAGUCUGAUCUACUUGCUUAUUGCAGAGAUCAUGACAUUCAAUUGGAACGAAUCGUUGGAUGCAUUCCCCAGAUCCUCAACCCAAAUCCAGAUGCAAUGUCUAAAAUGAUUACAGAAAAUGCAAGUGAAGAGUUUCUGCACUCAUUGAGUAACUAUUGUGCACUUCAGGGGUUUGUUGAGGAUCAGUUUGGCUUGGGUCUGAUUGCUAGGGCUGUUGAGGAAGGAAUAGCUGUCAUCAAGCCUAUGGGGAUUAUGAUUUUCAAUAUGGGAGGGCGUCCAGGACAAGCUGUAUGUAAACGCUUGUUUGAACGGCGUGGAUAUAAUGUUAACAAGCUUUGGCAGACCAAAGUAAUUCAGGCUGCUGACACAGACAUUUCAGCCUUAGUUGAAAUUGAGAAAAACAGUCCUCACCGGUUUGAGUUUUUUAUGGGUCUUUCUGGAGAUCAGCCCAUAUGUGCUCGAACAGCUUGGGCCUAUGGGAAGGCUGGUGGCCGAAUUGCUCAUGCUUUGUCAGUUUAUAGUUGUCAACUUCGUCAACCUAACCAGGUUAAGAAAAUUUUCGAUUUUCUUGAGAAUGGUUUCCAUGAGGUCAGCAGUUCAUUAGAUUUAUCUUUUGAGGAUGAUUCUGUUGCUGAUGAGAAGAUUCCUUUCCUAGCUUAUCUUGCUAGUGAAUUGAAAGAGAGAUCAUGUUUCCCGUACGAGUCACCAGCUGGAAGCAUUUAUUUCCGUAAUCUAAUUGCAGGCUUUUUAAAGAUAUACCACCAUAUUCCUCUGAAAUCUAAUAACGUCGUCAUCUUUCCUUCAAGGGCUGUUGCAAUUGAGCAUGCUCUUCGAUUGUUCUCACCUCGCCUGGCAAUUGUUGAUGAGCAUCUAACGCGGCACCUACCUCGAGAGUGGUUAACAUCUUUAGCGAUUGAGGGCACAGAAAAUUAUGACCCUUCAAAGGAUGUUAUUACAGUCAUUGAUGCACCAAGACAAUCUGAUUUGAUGGUAGAGCUGAUAAAAAAGCUUAAGCCGCAGAUGGUUGUUACCGGGAUGGCUCAGUUUGAGGCUGUGACUAGUUCAGCUUUUGCUCAGCUAUUAGAUAUCACUAGAGACAUUGGAUGUCGUCUUUUCUUAGACAUAUCUGAUCAAUUUGAGCUAUCCAGCCUUCCCAGUCCCAAUGGAGUCCUAAAAUAUCUUGCAGGAACCCGUCUGCCUUCACACGCUGCAGUCCUUUGUGGCCUUGUAAAGAACCAGGUAUAUUCAGAUUUGGAAGUCGCUUUUGUCAUUUCAGAAGAGGAAGCAGUUUUUAAGGCCUUGUCCAAGACGGUAGAAGUGUUAGAAGGAAAUACUGCACCAAUCAGGCAGUUGUAUUAUGGUCGCCUGUUUCAUGAGCUUCUCGCUUUUCAACUUGUUGACCGACGUUCACUUCCAGAGAGGGAAUGUGAAAAAACCAAAUCGGUUGAGGCAAUUGGUUUUGCUAGUUCUGCUAUUUCAGUCCUCAAUGAUUCAGAAUUGUCAAUAAGUAAGGAUGAAAAGUCUUCUUUGAUUCAUAUGGACGUAGAUCAAAGUUUUUUGCCCAUCCCAUCUCCUGUGAAGGCAGCAAUAUUUGAAAGUUUUGCAAGACAGAACAUGGCUGAAUCAGAAACUGACGUCACCCCAAGCAUCAAACAAUUCAUUAAGAGCAAUUACGGGUUUCCGACUGACAACCACAAAGAGCUUAUAUAUUCCGACUACUCACAAGCUCUGUUUAAUAGAUUGAUCCUUUGCUGUAUCCAAGAAGGUGGAACAUUUUGCUUUCCAGCCGGCUCAAAUGGAAACCAUGUCUCUACUGCCAAAUUCUUAAAAGCUAACAUCGUGAGUAUCCCUACUGACUCCGUAUCAGGUUUCAAGCUGACCGAUAAGCGACUUAACGAAGUACUUCAUAGCGUGAACAAGCCAUGGGUGUAUAUUUCCGGUCCAACUAUUAACCCUACAGGCUUGCUUUACAGCAACAAAGAGAUGGAGAACAUACUAGCUACCUGUGCUAAAUUUGGGGCAAGAGUUAUCAUUGACACUUCCUUCUCUGGAUUGGAAUUUGAGGAUUGGGGCGGUUGGAAUUUGGAGGCAACUUUAUCGAAGUUGAAUUCCACCAGCAAUUCUUCUUUCUGCGUGUCGCUGCUUGGAGAGCUGUCUCUGAAGCUCCAAAGUGGAGUACUGAGAUUUGGUUAUUUAGUCUUUAACCAUUCAUUUUUGGUUGAUGCAUUUUAUAGCUUUUCAGGGUUAAGCAAACCUCAUAGCACUGUUAAAUAUGCUAUAAAGAAGCUGUUGAGUUUGGAUGAGCAGAAAGCAAGAGAUCUGACCAAUGCUGUUGCAGAACAAACUAAAAAUCUGAAAUCCAGGUCUCAGCGCAUGAAAGAGACGUUAGAAAAAUGCGGGUGGGAUGUGCUCGAGCCACAGGGUGGUGUUUCCCUGAUUGCAAAGCCCACUGCAUAUCUAAACAAGGUCAUUAAGAUCCAGCAUUCACCGGAAAACAGUGUGAAAAACGGUACUACCUAUGAAGUCAAGCUUGAUGACUCAAAUAUCAGGGAAGCUAUCAUCAAAUCGACAGGUUUAUGUAUCAACAGCGGCUCAUGGACCGGAAUUCCCGGUUAUUGCCGAUUCACAAUUGCCUUGGAAGAAAGCAACUUCGAGCAAGCAUUGGACUGCAUACUCAAAUUUAAGGAGCUUCUCAGUAACUAACUACAGGGACCUUUAAAAACCUUGCAUUUAUCUAAUUCAGUACUGUGAAAGUUUGGUUUCGUGAAAUAAAGCAAAUCUUAAAAUUCAACUCGCUGAACUCUUGUAAUUAGUACAAGUUUUCAUUACUUUAGCGCGAGUUAUAUGCUGAGUCUGCUAUUUCUGUGACUUUGUAGGUCACAAUGUGGAUUUGUUUCCACUUUGCAAAAAGCAAGAGUAGGUGAGGAGUGUUUUGUCCACAUGAUGAUCCUUUUUGUUGUAAAAUUGAGUUCCUAUAUAAUUUCCUUCUACUUCUUCA